Molecule: messenger RNA, 3285 nt
Organism: Drosophila nasuta
Lineage: Eukaryota; Metazoa; Arthropoda; Insecta; Diptera; Drosophilidae
Exons: 7
Coding region: 1-3285 (1094 amino acids)
Molecular function (GO): nucleic acid binding
Source: RefSeq, a predicted model, not a curated record
AUGAAACAGACUGCAAACCCACAGAACGCGACUGCAGGACCAUCCCGUCCGCAGAAUUCCAAGCGGGUCAACUCCUUUGAGGCCCGAGUCACUCCGAAAGGCAAAUCGUGCGACUUGUGCUCAAAGGAGAAUCACCCUGUCCGGUCCACUCCAAAUCCAACGGCAACAAAUGUGCAGAAUUUCUUUGCCAAUAAUGCUCAGAAUGUCCUUCUCGGCACGGCGGUCAUCAACGUAUGCCACUUGGGCACUUCAUACACCGCACGUGCGCUAAUUGAUUCCGGGUCCGAAGCGAACUUCAAUUCUGAGCGUCUGAUCCAACGCAUUAAGUUGCCUUUCAAGUCCGUGCGAGCCCAAGUAUCCGGGCUAAAUCACGCAGUUGCGGCCCAAUCGCAGAAGUUAUGUCACUUCAGCAUUGGUUCUCCGACGAAGCCGAGGCUCCAUAUUGAGACUUCGGCAUUCAGUCGCCCUCAAGCAGACGAACAGCUCGACAGCCUACUUUCCAAAUUUUGGGAGGUGGAGGAUAUUCCAGCGAAGCUGAUAAGACUACUUCGUUUGCGUAGCAAAUGUGGCAGAUAUCGGGUGACUCUUCCAUUCCGGAAGCCCGAUGGCAUUGAACUGGGUCAUUCCAGAUCUAUAGCGUUGGCUCAAUUCCUCAAGAACGAGAAUCGUUUGUCAAGAAACGAUACUCUAAAGGAACAGUACAAUGCCGUUCUCCAGGAGUACGUGGACUUGGGUCAUAUGACACCCAUAUCGCCUCAGAUAGCACCACAACGAAGGUGCGGGUCGUUUUCAACGCAUUCAGGGCCCAUUCUCCAAUCGGAUCUCACGUUGCAGAUCCUCAGAUGGCGAUACUAUCGAUAUGUGUUCAAUGCGGACAUAACGAAGAUGUAUCGCCAAAUCCUCAUGGACUCGAAGCACAAACCGUUCCAACGAAUUCUGUUCCGUACGUCGGACGGUGAGAUCCGUGACUUCGAGUUGCACACAGUGACAUUCGGUGUCAACUGUGCGCCUUUCCUGGCUCUACGAGUCCUCUCGCAAGCCGAGUUUUUCCAACAACAUAGCGUGCUGAAGGACAUUCCAAAGGACCAUCUACUUCGAGAAGAUUUCCUCGAACUCGAAGACUCCAGUACGGCGAAAACUCUGGGCAUCAGGUGGCAAGCUCACGAUGACGAGUUCUUCUUCAUGCCACCGGAAGUUGCCCAUCAGGACUCCUACACGAAGAGGGAAGUGCUUUCGCAAAUCGCUAAGCUUUUCGACCCAGCCGGGUGGCUAGCCCCUUUCGUUAUCCGAGCCAAGACACGAGUGAAGCUCCAGUACCACGGAUUCUGUGAUGCGUCAGAAAGGGCGUAUGGAGCAGCGAUCUAUGUCCGUGUGGAGAUGGCGAGCAAGGUUUCCACACAUCUCCUUACUGCGAAGACAAAGGUGGCUCCUGUCAAGUCUCUCUCAGUGCCACGUUUGGAGCUUUGUGGUGCAGUCCUGUUGGAUGAGUUAUCUGCAGCCCUCCUCCUGAAUCUGCCAGCAGAAAGUUUCCAGACUUUCUUUUGGACUGAUUCAACAAUUGUUCUCGCCUGGUUCAACAAGCCACCCUGCAGAUGGACAACCUUUGUGGCCAAUCGUGUGGCCAAAAUCGUCCAAGCCAGCGACGCCAAGAACUGGUCGCAUGUGCGAUCCGAGCACAAUCCGGCAGAUCUUGCAAGCCGAGGUGUCCUGCCACAAGAAUUGAUGCGUAAUCCUUUGUGGUGGCAUGGACCAGAGUGGCUUCAUCUCCCGUCGGAUCAAUGGCCAACAUCUCCAAGUCCCAUUCCGGAGGUUCUGCUGGAGCAGCGGAUUAAGUGCAACGUCGCUAAGUUACCUCCUACUCCUGACUUCCUGAAUAAGUUCUCUGAGUUUGGCAAUGCACUGCGCACGUCUGCCUAUGUUCUCAGAUUCAUAGAUAGAAGUCGGAAGUUGGCAGUUCCAAGCUCUACCGUGGUCCAGGCGGAUGAGCUGUCACGGAUCCAAGAGCGGCUAAUCGUCAUGGCUCAACGACAAACUUUUCAACAAGAAUACCACUGUCUGCAGUCCAAGCAGCAGGUUCCUUCCUCAAGUUCAAUCCGAAACUUGAACCCUUUCCUCGAUGGCAAGGGGAUUCUACGGGCCUGUGGGCGUCUGAGGGCGUCCCACUCGCUGCGUUAUGAUGAGAGUCAUCCAAUCAGCCUCUCGUAUUCCUCGUACUUUGCACGACUAUUGGUUCGUUUCACCCAUCGUAUAUCCUUACAUGGGGGUAACCAAGUCGUCAUGCGGCUGAUCCGCUCCAGAUUCUGGAUUCCAAAAUUGAAGGUCCUCGUCAAAUCCACCAUCAACUCUUGCAAGGUUUGCGUGAUCUACAAGAAGAGAUUGCAGACUCAAAUGAUGGGGACUUGCCCAAGGAAAGGGCGUCCUACUCGAGACCUUUCACGCACACUGGACACGAAGGCGAUCCACUUGGAGGCAACAUCGGAUCUCACGACGGAGAAAUUCCUGGCCGCAUUCUCCCGUUUCAUCGCACGGCGCGGGUGUCCAUACCAGAUGUACUCGGACAACGGGAAAACCUUCGUUGGAGCUGACAAGGUGAUCUCCAACGACUUCUUGGAAGCGACGAGGGAGUGCAUCAUCGCACAACACGCCCACGAGAGCCUAUCCUGGCACGUCAAACCGCCGGGCGCCCGCAUAUGGCGCGGAAGGUGCAGGGUGUGUCGUGGGGACCACCACACGCUGCUGCACUUCAAGGCGGCAUGCAGCGUUCGCCCCAAUCGUCAGCGACCGCCGCACGGCCACGAUCCCGUACCCCAACACGGCCACGUUCGCGAACCCCACCACGGCCACGAUCCCGAACCCCAGCACGGUCACGUUCCCGAACUCCAGCACGACAUUCGAGAUGCGACCGCUUAUCGACCCGUGCGCGGCGACAAGCCGUAUCAGCGCAUCAUUGGCAACGGCCUACCGGCUAUCCGUCACCCGCGUUGGUACGGAAGGCGUCUGCACGGCGAUCAUCCGCUCGCGGACAUCCGAGUUCCGUCGAAGGUGCUGCUGCAGGUGGACUCUCAAUUCUACUGCCGUCCCGUCGAUGGCGAAAACUUGGAGCAGUUCCGCAGCAUUACGCUCGCCGACGAACGCUGGUUCCAACUAUCGAUGGUGUCCCUGGUGUUCGGCACUGAUGUGUAUCCUCACAUCAUCCAACCUGGCCUCCUGCCGAGCACCAACGGUUUGCCAAUGGCCCAGAAUUCCACCUUGGGUUGGAUUCUGUCCGGUCCAUUUGGACAAUGA